Corylus avellana is the source of this 2251-nucleotide messenger RNA. RefSeq names its product P-loop containing nucleoside triphosphate hydrolases superfamily protein. Gene Ontology annotation, molecular function: gluconokinase activity. Gene Ontology annotation, cellular component: cytoplasm. Lineage: Eukaryota; Viridiplantae; Streptophyta; Magnoliopsida; Fagales; Betulaceae. The record is from RefSeq and is a predicted model, not a curated record.
UCAUAUACAAAUCCAAAAAAUCUUAAGUUUACUUGAAUACCUCAACUGUCAUGAAUGUUGGCUUUAAGAUGUUUGUGCUAAUGUGAAUGUGAAGAUCGGAGAGUCAUUAUUGUCUGAUUACUAGUUGGUUUCCAAGUUCUUCUUUAAAUAUUUGUAUGAGAAGGGCUGUCAAAUGGUUAAAAUCAGGAUCCAAAUGCAAUUGAAUUUGUUACUCUGAAUUGAGACUGCUCUGGUGACCAAAAGUAAGGAAUUGAGACUACUUUGAAGUAGCUAGUGCUUGAGUACGGCCUACUAAAUCUGACUUUUAUUGGAUUGCACCUGUAUCUAGGUAGAAAUGAUCCGAUUGAUUUUGUUCCGUAUAUUGUAUACACACACACACAUAUGUGCAUGUAAAUGAGGACAGGAGGGCAAUUUACCAAAAUCUUAAAUGCUAGACUCAGAUUCAUAAUCUGACUUAAACUUGGAUUUAGUAAUUUUUUCUUUUGGUACUCUAGAUUGGAAUUCAGAAUCUGAUGUUUUCUGUUAAGAGUUGGAUCUUUGUAUAUGUAAUCUUAAUCAGAUUUGGAUCUUGCGGAGUCUGAUUGCUAUCAGACCCACCUGCUGCAGUUAAAAAAACAUAUUGCAAAUUGUAAGUUGUAAGUUUUAGCUUCUGAAAUUUCAGACAAGACCUGCUUCCAUUGAAUGACAGUUGGGUACGAUCUUAAAAUAUGUCAACCUCUUGCUAUUCUUUCCCUGGACUUGAUAACGGUUAUUGUCUCCAUCAUGGGAACAUCAUUAAGAGUGGGUUUUUUUUUUUUGUGUGCGCGCGUGUGUGGGUAAGAUGAGAGGAAAGGAAAAUUACAAUGGUGGUUUUUGCUUUAUCAGCCAAACUCAAUCAUUAAGGGUGGUUAUAAAAGUUAUAAAUCAGUGAUUGUCAUCAAAUUUUUGGCAGUUGGCAUACUUUUGUCUUAUUAGUAAUAUGUGUUGGGACAAAAUACUACUCCCUGCGACUGCUUUCAAAACAGGUCUGCUGGCUACGAUGUUGAGGUCCGUAAAAGAUUUGAAUUUGUCUCCCUUAACACCAAUUGGUUUUAGAUGGAAUGGCAGCUCAUGAUCCGACAAUGUGACAUUUCUACAUUGAGUUUGGCUGAUUUAUCAUCAUAUGCAUUUGAUGCAAUGCUGUUGCUGGAAUUGGGUAUUUGAGAAGUAAUAGUAACAUCAGUACUUGCAGCUAUUGACUGUGAUGUCAAAGAAAACUAUUAUUGACUUAAGCUUAUAUAGUGAUUCUGUAAUGGCAGAACUGUAGACAAUGUACAGAUUGGUUUUCUGAACCAUGGUGACUCAUCAAGCAGUUGCAGCACUUUUCAUGGCUCAAGCUUUUGUUGGUUUUGAAUGCACAUAGAAUAACUACUUGUUUGAGUUGAAAUGCAAUACUUGGCAUUCUCCUAUUUAAUUUGUUGCCUUAUUUUACUUUAACAACAGCAUGUUAUGUUGUUUUUGUUUGUGCGUGUAAAGCAUGUGCUCUCUUGUGCAGGGGAUCCCCAUGCUUUAUCUAGGGGAAGAAUCAGUCACACUUCUCACUUUUAAAGGAAUAGCUGUUGUGAUUAUGGGUGUCAGUGGUGCUGGGAAAUCCACAAUAGGUGAGAUGCUGGCAAAAUUUAUGAAUGGCAGCUUUCUUGAUGCUGAUGAUUACCACCCACUAUCAAAUAAAGAAAAGAUGCAUAAAGGGAUCCCACUAACAGAUGAAGAUCGAAUUCCAUGGCUUGAAACACUGCAGGAUACCUUACGAGAGAGCUUAAUCAGUGGAAAAUUUGUGAUUCUUGGGUGUUCUGCUCUCCAGAAGCGAUACAGAAACAUUCUCAGAUCUGCUGACCCAAAUUAUGAUGUGGGAAGCUAUGCCAGUGUGGUAAAGUUUGUUUUAUUGGAUGCCCCGGCCGAAGUGCUUGCUGCUCGUUUAGAGAAAAGAGCUGCAGAAGGGAAUCAUUUCAUGCCUGCUAAGCUUUUGCAAUCUCAGUUAGACUUGCUUCAGAUAGAUGAAUUGGAAGGAAUAUUUAAGGUAGAUGCCACUCUAAGUCCACAGACGAUUAUAAGUAUCAUAUACACUUGGAUUUUUCCACCUCAGGAGAAUAAGAAUCUGUAACCAGUAUCUUCAACAAUUGAAUUGGAAAUAGUUAUAUUAGACAACUAAAAUUCUUGUAAUUUUUGGUGUGAAAGAACUGUUGUAGGGAAUUGUAAGACUUAACUCAUAUUGAAUUUGGAGAUAUUGAAGGAA